Messenger RNA from Bathycoccus prasinos, 396 nucleotides. RefSeq lists its product with no specific name. Gene Ontology annotation, cellular component: membrane. The coding region runs from base 1 to 396 and encodes 131 amino acids. The record is from RefSeq and is a predicted model, not a curated record. The transcript has a single exon. Lineage: Eukaryota; Viridiplantae; Chlorophyta; Mamiellophyceae; Mamiellales; Bathycoccaceae. Gene Ontology annotation, biological process: response to oxidative stress; mitochondrial respiratory chain complex I assembly.
AUGAUAAAAAACAACAGAACCUCUAUUUUGGACGGUUCCGUGUGGCAGUUAAAUUCGAGGAAAGGUAGACUAGUCGGGACCGAUCAGCACGGGAACGAAUAUUACGAGAAUACGAAAUAUCAACAAGGACGAUCGAGGUGGGUGAAAUACAAAGAUUUGGACGAUUAUAAUCCAGCGAACGUGCCGAGAGAGUGGCAUCAGUGGUUACAUUACAUCUCCGAUGAACCUGAUUUGACGCAGGAAAUCAAGUACGAGAUACCGGCUAUUCACGUGAAACUUUCGAAACAGUUCGGCGCGGUGGCAUCCAACGAACCUCGAUACUACCCGAAAGGUCACUUCUUCAACAAAAAAGGGAUCAAGGAUUGGAAGAAAUACGGUGCCUGGAGUCCUCCGUAA